AUGCCCCCACCCCCGCUCACCGUGCAAUACAAAGAAGCCAACGGCAGUAGAAUCACCACCGACAUCUACCUCCCGCCGGCACCCACCACAACUACUACUGAAAAUGACACGCCGAAGAAAUAUCCCGUUUUAAUCAACAUCCACGGCGGCGUCUUCAUGCUCGGCCACUCGCGCAUGGUCUCCAUGCCCCAAGUCGACGACUGCCUCGCCCGGAACUGGAUCGUCGUGGUACCCAACCACCGUCUCUGUCCACAGGUGAAUAUGCUCGAGGGGCCCAUCACUGAUAUCCGGGACCUGUUGGCGUGGAUCUACGACGGGCAGUUAGAUGCGUUCCUUGCCGGCGCAGGUGCAGAUGCAGCGGGCUAUCGGGUCGAUAUGGAUCGGGUUAUGGCGUUUGGGACGUCGUCGGGAGGUACAUUAGCACUGUCAUUGGGCUACUCCGUCCCCCGCCCCGUCGCCGCAAUCCUCGACUUCUACGGCGCCGUGCACUUUACCCACCCUUUCUGGACCCAACCUCUCCCAGACGUCCAACGCACCCUGCCCCCACUCGACCCUGCCUUCUUGCAGAAGAUCUAUGAUGAAUAUCCCGUCCCUACGGAUAGUUCUAUCUCGCUGGAGGGCCAGACGGAGCUUGCUGGCGGUAGCAAGGCUAAGGGCCCGGAUUUCUCCCGCCCCCGGGAUGCCUUCGCUCUGACGCAGGUAGCUAAUGGGACGGUCUUGCAGGCUUGUUAUCCUGAUGGGGAUGUGAGGGAGAUCGAUCCGGUAGUGCAUGUGGGCAAGGGGUUUCCGCCGACGUUUAUUGUGCAUGGGGAUUGUGAUACGAAGGUUAGUAUUGAGGUUAGUCGGGAGCUGUGGAGGGUGUUGAGGGAGAAUGGGGUCGAGUGUGGGAUGGUGGAGGUGCCCGGGGAGGAUCACACGUUUGCGAUGGGAAUGCAGGUUGGGGGGAGGACGUGGGAGUUGCAGAGGGAGGGGUUUGAGUUUUUGGAGAGGGUUAUUUCACGAUAG
This is a messenger RNA of Aspergillus luchuensis, 1005 nucleotides long. RefSeq lists its product as uncharacterized. Bases 1 to 1005 code for a protein of 334 amino acids. Lineage: Eukaryota; Fungi; Ascomycota; Eurotiomycetes; Eurotiales; Aspergillaceae. The record is from RefSeq and is a predicted model, not a curated record. The transcript has 3 exons.